Sus scrofa (pig) is the source of this 5434-nucleotide messenger RNA. RefSeq names its product prostaglandin F receptor (gene PTGFR). The record is from RefSeq and is a predicted model, not a curated record. Gene Ontology annotation, molecular function: prostaglandin F receptor activity. Gene Ontology annotation, cellular component: plasma membrane. Gene Ontology annotation, biological process: inflammatory response; positive regulation of cytosolic calcium ion concentration; adenylate cyclase-activating G protein-coupled receptor signaling pathway. NCBI's taxonomy places the organism in Eukaryota, Metazoa, Chordata, Mammalia, Artiodactyla, Suidae.
GGGUGCCAAAGGAGGGAAACGGGUCAAGGAAGAGAUCCUUUUCUCGCCCCUUCCUUCCCUGCCCGUGACACUCCCACAACGGGGUCAGCGCAGGCCUUGGGCGCCCCCCGGGGUGGGAGGGAUACCGGCCCUCUGGCGUUUGAGCAAUCGCAGAAAGUUUCAGCAAGUUAAGAGGUUUGGGAAGGAUGUUGCAAGCAGAGGCCUGGGGGCGGUGGGGUAGUAAUGGGCGAAAGUCGAGCUGUGAGUAAGACUCGGAGGAGGCGGCCUCCCUCCAGGCAGCCGGGGCGGCCCCAGUUGGGCCGGUCCCAGGAGAGGCUGGCUCCAGAAUUCCUAGCCUCCCGGAAAGCUGCUCGGGAAAGGCCAGCCGAAUUGGGGCGGGGUGGCAAUGGUGGUGGGUAUAGAGGAUCUGUGACUCAGGCCUCAACUCAAUAGGGAGAGAGCGACAGAGAAAUCAUUUGCUUUUGGAUGUUCUCCCCUGAAGCUGUAACUUAGCAUCUAGGCAGAUGUGCCCUCAGCUCGGCCUGCCUCUUUUCCUAUCACGAACCGGCAUUUCUGUGCAGGUGGUAACUGGACCAGAAAAAUCUUUUUAGACUCAACACUGAGGCUUCCAUGGGCCACUGUUGCAUACGAUCUCUGGACUGCAAGCCUGCAGUGUUUUGAGAAGGAGAUGACUUGAGUGGCCAGCUCUUACUCCACAACAAUGUCCAUGAACAGUUCCAAAGAGCCAGCAUCUCCUGCAACCGAGCUCCUUUCAAAUGCAACUUGCCAAACGGAAAAAGGGCUUUCGGUGUCUUUUUCAAUAAUCUUCAUGACAGUGGGAAUCUUAUCAAACAGCCUUGCCAUUGCUAUUCUCAUGAAGGCAUACCAGAGAUUUAGGCAGAAAUACAAGUCAUCGUUUUUGCUUUUGGCUAGUACCCUAGUAAUCACAGAUUUCUUUGGCCACCUCAUCAAUGGAGCCAUAGCAGUCUUUGUAUAUGCUUCUAAUAAAGACUGGAUCCGCUUUGACCAAUCAAACGUCCUUUGCAGUAUUUUUGGUAUCUGCAUGGUGUUCUCUGGUCUGUGCCCUCUUUUUCUAGGCAGUGUGAUGGCCAUUGAGCGAUGUAUUGGAGUCACCAAACCAAUAUUUCAUUCUACGAAAAUUACAUCCAAACAUGUUAAGAUGAUGUUGAGUGGCGCGUGUUUUUUUGCUGUUUUUGUAGCUUUGCUACCCAUCCUUGGGCAUCGUGACUACAAAAUUCAAGCAUCAAGGACCUGGUGUUUCUACCAAACAGAUCAUAUCACAGACUGGGAAGAUAGGUUUUAUCUUUUACUUUUUUCUUUUCUGGGGCUCCUAGCCCUUAGUAUUUCAUUCUUUUGCAAUGCCAUCACGGGAAUUUCACUUUUAAAAGUUAAAUUUAAAAGUCAGCAGCACAGACAAGGCAGGUCUCAUCAUUUUGAAAUGGUCAUCCAGCUCCUGGCUAUAAUGUGCGUCUCCUGCGUUUGCUGGAGUCCCUUUCUGGUGACAAUGGCCACCAUUGGAAUCAAUGGACCAGAUUAUCUGGAUGCCUGUGAAACAACCCUUUUUACUCUUCGAAUGGCAACAUGGAAUCAAAUCUUAGAUCCCUGGGUAUAUAUUCUUCUGCGGAAGGCAGUCCUUAAGAAUCUCUACAAGCUCACCAGACGCUGUUGUGGAGUGCAUAUCAUCAGCUUACAUGUUUGGGAGCUUAGCUCCAUUAAAAAUUCCUUAAAGGUUGCUGCUAUUUCUGAGUCACCAGUUACGGAGAAAGUAACUCAACAAACAACCACCUAGUUCACUAGGACAGUAAAUCAGCAUUAAGUCUAGGACAGGGUGAAGAAAAUUUUUGGCGAUGUUUCAGUUAAUUGUAGACAUGCAAAAAGCCUAACUGGAAAAAUCAGCCCUCACCGAGGUAGUUUGGGGGCACUUUUGUCAGAUGUGACUUUUGAAAUUUUUAAAUAAUCUGCGUAAUUGCACAUAUUCAUAUGUUUUUCUCAACUGGAGGUAAAUACAAUGAAAUAAUGCCAUAGGAGUCAAAUUGAAAAUAUUUUUGGGCUUAUCUGUGUUAUUGAAGCUUUUGAAAUGAAUGACUCCUUUGAAGCUGGUAGCACUUACUUGGCCUGUUUAUCAAAGAACAUCCUAAUACCACAUACACAGUGAAAUGGCUCUUUGGGGUCACUGCUCUGUAGCAGUUCCUUAGAGACUAGGCACAAUGAGAUGGAGUGCCUGUUUUGAUCUUGUCUGUUUUGUCCCUCAUUAUGCAGCCUUGAUUAAGACAUGCAUGGUCAUGUCACAGGGGUUCACUCUGGCUUAUAAUGACCUCCACGUACGUGAGAUGUGGCUGUCAGGUUGCCUGAUCUUGCGAGCCUCUUUAGAAUGAGCCUAUCCUUGUCAUAUUGAUGGAUAUGACUGCUUGCAUUUAUUAUUAUGAAGGUCAGUUGUUGUUUGAAGAUAUUCAUAAGUCAUAGAUUUGCACAGUUUUCGAUCACCUUUCUCUCUGAAACGUCUGGUGUAUAGUCAAUAAUUUUUAGAGAAACAAAGGCUGUAUCAGCACAUGUUGUAUAACUUGUAGGUAACUUGUGUUAUAGCAGUUCCUGAGAAGCUCUGCCAUGGAUAAUGCAAACAAACAAAAAAUAACCCCCAAGUGACAGGUGCAAAGAACAUUGGCAAAGAAACUUUACCUUGGGUUGUCAUUUCUAUGUCAGAGAACAAAAGAAACACAACCCCUAGAGCAUAAAAUGCAAAGACUAUCUGUAGGUGGCAUGUUUCUGCUUUCCACUUACACCACCACACACACACGCACACGCACACGCACACACACACACACACACACAGCCCAUCAGAAAUUUCAGUUGAAAGAGGGUGCUUUCGAUCUGUAAGAUGGCAUCUUCUACAACCUGUGCUGCAAUGUCAAGGGGAGGGUUGGCAAUUCACCAGGCACUUGGAGGCUCUCAUAAUGGUUAACCAAGAGAUCAAGGGAUAAAAUCUCUCCCCAGAUUUCCCAGUAAGACGUUAGAUAUUUUCUCUGCUUGUUUGUAUAAAUUUUAGGAAUCACUCAAAAUAUCCUGAGUCUAUCAGAGCAUAGGGUAUUUAAUUCUGUUUUACAAUAGAGAAAUGCAUUUCUGUAAAAUGGGUUCUUUGACCUCAUUAACUGGGGUCUGUUUUAAAAUUAAUCUUCCCUGUGAGGCUUAUUUUAGAUUCUCUAGGAAAUUUGUGCAGUUCAAUUAGACAUUAUUUUCACAUAUUUUUUUGCUCCUAACUGGUAAUUUACAUUGGAAUUAUUGUUAACUUAGGUGAGUGAAAUUGGUAAAUUCUAAUGAAUAAAUUAGAAGAAAUUAAGCAAAUAGCCUCACUGAAGUUUUAAAGAUAACUACUUUUUUUCCACAGUGAAUUUAAAGUGGGGCAACAAACAUAUGCACUGGCAUGUAAUAGUCUUAAUUUAUGACCAGGAAAUGAUUAGUCACACAAAUUUAGAUCAUCCUCAUAUAUAGAGCACAUAGUAGAUGCUCAAUAUUUGCCAAAUUGAAUUACAGGAAAGAAUUUCUUGGUGCAAAGUGAGCAUAGAUGUGCAAAAAUUUUUGCGCAUUCUUAAUUUAAAAGGACAACUACAUAUUGGUUAUUUUGGGAUAUAUAUAUGUGUGUAUGUAUAUAUAUAUAUGUAUAUAUAUAUAUCUCCAAUGUAUAUACUUUAAAAAAGCCUUUGCAAUUUGUGAUUGCUGUUAUAUUACAUAAAUGUUCUCAUGUGUUUUAGGGGCAUUGAAAGACUAAAAAGAACUUGUAGAUAGUUUGGAGGAGAUAUUUAUUUCCCACAGCUGCUUGAGAGAGUGUUGACAUUUGGGGAACUGAGGCACAAGGAACUGAAGCUCCAUCUUUUUGCCCCAUGUGGGGCAGGAUGCUGCGUGAACAUGCCUGUGGAUGCAGACUGGGGACAGCCCUGGAGGAGAAACCCUCACCCAGGACUUUAGACCUCUUCUCCUUGAGGCUUCUACUCAAAUGGCACAAUUAUUGCUCUCGUGCCAUGAUGUCACUUUGGCCAUGUGUAUCUGGGUUGAGGAAAUACUGUGACAUGAUCAUGUACAGGAAAGUAUGAGCUUAGCACAAGAUUUGGAGGAGUGACAGGGCAGUCAUUCUCUGUAUAUCCUGGAAGGUUUAGCUGUAUUAUCUGAGCAUAGGUUUAGGGCUAAUAAAUGGAUUUAAUGAUGAUGAAAGAAAUAGGCACCAAAAAUUGGAAAAAAAAAUAAGUGAAAGGAUAUGUGUUUACAUUGUAUUAGGCUUUUAUUGUCCACAGAAAAUGAAUUAAGUGAACAUAACAGUAUGUAUAUCUGACUUCAGAAUUUUAUUUCUGUUAUUUUAUGUAUUUUAAUGUAGUUUGGCAACUUAUUGUGUAAUAAGUAAUAAAGUGGAGCACCUACCAAUAACUUUCAUGUAAAUGUUCCCAGUGGAAGUGUAUUUGUUCAAAUUACUGGAAAUAAAUAGCACAAAUAGUGUUCAGCAAGUUUAUUAGUUUUGAAGUUUUAUGCUCAAUUUUAAAAUUUGUCCUUAGACCAUCAGAGUAACUUCUCAUUGGAUUCAAUAUUAGCUAAGCAACUUCGCGUAUAACUUGAUUAUAUCGUUUCUGGGGAAUUCUAUUACUCUAGGCAAGUAACUUGAAAAUGCCAGACAUUUUUUGAUGUUAGUAAACGUUCAAAAAAAAUGAGAGCCAACCCCCCCAGUAGAAGAGCAUGUGUUUUUAUGCUUAUGAAUACGGAGACAGUUCAUGCUGAUUCUUACAGCUGUAUCGUCAAACAUCAGAUUUCUUACUGAUGGAUUUAGCUGGAUAAUAAAAUAUGAUCUUUAAACAUUUUUUUUCAAAAGGCAUAAAGUUGCUUCUAAUUAUCUGUAUUGAUGAAGUGAGAAAUACUUAAAAGUUAACAUCUACAAAUACAGAUAUCAUUAGCUGUAUCUGUCUUGUGUAACAAAUGCUCUCGUUUGCUCAUUUUCAGUCUUAAAAAGAAAAACCUGCUUCAGUUUUGUGCCUAAUCUGAGUUUAGAAUCCAAAUGAGAUUAUUCGUUAAACACAUAAAGUGAACUUUUUGUGAAAUGUAUUGCUAGCUUCACCUGUAGCACCGUCAUUGCUCCAAGUUACCUGUCUAAGGUGGGACUAUAAAGAUGAGGAGUCUACAUUUUCUUCAUCUGGGGGUCAGAAUAUUUUACCACUUGGUAAAUAGUGUUGGACUUCAACUUGUUUUUGACUUAUUUUAACAGCAGGUGAAAUGUGUCAUGUGAAUAAAUGUAUUUGUGCUCUUCAUACUUGUUGGAUUGUAAAAGAGAGUAAAUAGUGUUAUGUAUAUUUUGCUGCUUCUAUCAGUAUGCAACUAUUGUAAUUUUAGUGCUUGGACUUGUUUAAAAGCUCAAACAAAUGAUUUUUAAAAAAUAAAGGUGGACUAGUGUUUAUCCAGA